Molecule: messenger RNA, 333 nt
Organism: Nannochloropsis gaditana CCMP526
Exons: 1
Source: RefSeq, a predicted model, not a curated record
CUGCGUUUUGGACCAUGAGCAUGGGGUCGUUGGAGGGAUGGCGGAGGAGGUUGGGAGAGAAGACGAUGGCCAGGUUCCUGGGCGUCAUUUGAUUGAACUGAGAGAGCUCGGCGCAGUGGUUCAGAAAAUGGAUCAGGUAGACCAAGGUGGCCGCAUUGGCCUUGGGGAGGACCGUGUCGAGGAACGCGAGCGUCGGCGCCAGGUCUUGGGCCUGGCCCGCGUCCAGGGCGCGUCGAUAAUGCUGCAAGGGGACGAGAGGCUCCCGCAGGUGCCGAAGCCAGGCUUUGAGCAGGUCGGCCACCACCAUCGGGUCCGUCGUGUCCACGGCCUCGG